GUGUGUGUAAUAGAUAUUUGUAAAUAACUGAUACCUUUCCAUAUUUCAGUAUUAAGAAAUCUGAUGUAAGAAAUUGAGGUGCUAUAAUUUCUUUCAAGUUGUACAUUUAUAAGGCUUUGUCCAAGAUGUGACUUAGAGGGUGAUGAGGAGGUGAUAGCUUAGUGCACUUAACAUGGGUUUUAUCAGGGCAUCUCUGAUAAGAUUGUAGCAGUAUGCUAUGGAUGAUUGUGGAUUCAUUUGUAAGAUAUCUUUGUGAAGGAAACUGUACUGUGAUAGCAGCUAAGAGUGGUGUUAAACUUACUAAAACUAGAAAAUCCAAGGACUAGAGCUGGAAAAAUUGUACUGGAAAUUUAUAAGAAUAUUGAAUGCUGACCAAAUACUGACAGUUUUACAGCAGUAUGUCUUGGCCAUAAGAAAGUAUGGAUACCUCGUCACCAAAAAUGAAUUGGAGGCAAAAUUUAGAAAAUAUGUCCUUAUUAGAUAUAUCAACACAUAACUGUCUAAAGAAAUAAACAGUUAUAUUCACCAAAGUGGAAAAAUAAGAAAUUCUAUAAAUUCAAGUCAUAUCCUCAAGAAGAUCAGUGUCAGACUUCAGGAUGGAGAAGAUAGCACUGGAUGUCCAUGAAAGCAGCCUCUUCAUGCGACGCAAGAAAGCAGCAGCUCUAGCUCAAGAAAGAAAUAGCAAUAGCGGUUCCCCGCAUCACAGCACUUCCCAGCCACAAAACCACACUGCUUCCUCCCACCACAUUGUUCCCCAGACUCUUCCCCAACAUGCUUCUUUCUCCCACCACAAGAUUUCCCAGUCAGUCCCCCAACCUCCUCCUUACUCCCACCACGUCACCCCUGAAAUGUUCUCCCGACCCCAAAAUGUUUCCUUUCACCACAUCACUCCCCAAUCUCUUCCACUACAUGAUGCUUCAUCCUUCAACAUUACUUCCCAGCACCUCCCCCAGCCUCACACUGCAUCUUCCCACCAUUUACCCCUCCACCACAGCUCUACCCUUCAGCAUCCUAGCCGUUCCAAGAAAAUUCUCAUCCAGAGAACAUCCUCAAACCCAAACCCUAGUCAUUCCCCAUCUCGUCCUCAGCACCUCCCAUUGAAGAACAUUGCAGCUCCUCACCCUCCACAUUCAUUUCCUCUGCACAUGAAUGAGUCGUCUUACGGCAUUCCAUUGAGAAGCUCAGAAUCAUCUCAAGCAAGCAAUUCUGAUGAUGUUACCAGGGGAUUCCCCCAUAAUCCCAAGGGCAUUCCACCCCCCAAACCCCCAAGGCAGAUGGACUUACGGCCUGUGAAUCACACAGGGGAAGUGCACUUAAGAAAUGAGGUAAAGAAUAAGUACCUUGCAAAUUUAGACUACGAUCAGGCUGAGAGUGAUAGCCCACCAGACUUCAGCCCUCCACCAAUUGAUGUUAGAAAGGAAAAUAACUUGCACAGCAUGUCCCUUGACGCCAUGUCCUGCACCCGUUGUGGGGAUGGGUUUGAGCCACAGGAGAAGAUUGUCAACUCUAAUGGGCAGCUGUGGCACACUCAGUGUUUUGUGUGUGCCCAGUGCUUCCGGCCAUUCCCUGAUGACAUCUUUUAUGAGUUUGAGGGAAGGAAGUAUUGUGAGCAUGAUUUCCAAGUGCUCUUUGCUCCAUGCUGCAACAAGUGUAACGAAUUUAUCAUCGGGCGGGUGAUCAAGGCAAUGAGCAGCAACUGGCACCCACAAUGCUUCACCUGUGAACUGUGUCACAAGGAGCUGGCUGAUCUGGGAUUCAUCCGCAAUGCUGGCCGAGCUCUGUGCCACGAGUGCAAUGCUCGUGUCAAAGCUGAGUCCCAGGGGAAAUACAUGUGCCAUAAGUGCCAUUCCACAAUUGAUGGACAGCCUCUGAGGUGGAGGGGCGACACCUUCCACCCUUAUCACUUCAACUGUGCUGCCUGUGGGAUAGAGUUGACUGCUGAUGCCAGAGAGGUCAAGAGCCGUCCAGGAUAUACUGCCAAUGAAAUGAAUGAGUUAUAUUGCCUGCGAUGCCAUGAUAAGAUGGGCAUCCCAAUCUGUGGUGCAUGUCGCCGUCCCAUUGAAGAGCGAGUUGUCACUGCCCUUGGGAAACACUGGCAUGUGGAGCACUUUGUGUGUGCCAAAUGUGAGAAGCCGUUCAUGGGGAACCGUCACUAUGAACGCAAGGGUCUGGCAUACUGCGAGACCCACUACCACGAGCUGUUUGGAAACCUGUGCUUUGUCUGCAAUACUGUUAUUUAUGGUGAUGUGGUGACAGCCCUUAACAAAGCGUGGUGUCAGCAUCAUUUUGCCUGUGCCACUUGUGACAUCAAGAUGACCCAGAAGACCAAAUUCUUUGAGUUUGAUCAAAAGCCAAUCUGCAAGAAAUGCUAUGAGAAGUUCCCUCAGGAGUUGAAAAAGAGACUAAAGAAGCAGCACGACAUUCAAGCCCGAGGAGGAAAGCCUCUCCCUUAACUCCUCACCAUUACCAACACAAUUUGGUGUCUCUACCACCACCACCACCACCACCAAUCAUCACAGAGGAGUGGUAAACAUCUUGUGAGAGACAGGUAUGCUCUCUUUCUCAUCUAAUUUUGUCCAUUUUGAUGUACAUUGUUUAGAGAUAAAUAUUUGAGACAAGUAGUUUCUUGAAGUUUUGUUAUUUUCUUGCCUUGCUUUGUUGUCUUAGCAGUAUACUGCCAGAUUUCUUGAGUGCAAGGCGACUAAGAGAGGAGAGUGGAUCAUUAUGUGAGUAGGAAACGUUCUUUUAUUAUUUGCUUAUUUUUUAUAAUACAUUUAUUUAUUUAUUCAUUUAUUUAUUUUUUGCAAGUAAAAUUCUCCUUUAACACUUUAGUUUAUCUGUGCAUUUUUUUUAGUAUCUGACUGAUUGAACUGUGAAGUGAUAUAUCUUUCCAAUGUUUUUUUUUUUUUUUUUUUUUUUUUUUUCUGCUGUUAUACGUAACAUAUUAUUUCCCUUUUAUUGCUGAAUCAGUCAUAGCCUAUGAAUCUCCUGAAUGUAACCAUACUUGUUGGAGUUCUUUUAUUGUUUUGCAUGCAUAUGUAAUUAUGUUACAUGACUAUCCACAGAAAGGAUUGCUCUACAAAAUGGUAUUAAAAUAUGAAAACUUUUUUUUUCAUGGUAGAAAAGUUCAGUCAUAUAUGAAAUACACAUCAUUGAGGUAACCCUGAUGUGCUUGGCCAUGUAAUGUUGGUAUGUUUUUAUUCAUAACCAUUGUGAAAGACAGCAUAUGGAAAUAGAGACCACCACUAAAUUUAGAUGAAUAUGAAGACUGCUUGGUCUUUGUUAUAGAUCUCUGUAGUUGCAGGAUAGUUGAGACUGAUCAUAAUUCAUGUGGGUUUUCAUGAUCGUGGUUUGAUUGGUAAUGUGCCUGAGUCAUGAUAGUGUGAAAUUCCUGUCAGGGGUUUGAUGCCCCAGCAUCAUGGAGUUUGGACAAUUUAAAAAAAAAAUUUUAUUUAGGGUUUCAGAACACAGUGCAUCACAUCCAGUUUCUUAAUUUAAGGUAGUAAUGUAAUACAUAAUGUUAAUUUUUCGAAUUCAUUGUGUACAUAAUGUAUUUAUGUAUAUAUACAUGUGUGCACACUUAUUACAUGUGGGAAUGCACAUCCUGCCCUGUAUCACAGAUCCUCACUCACUGUGUUGCAACUCUUUGUUGGUUCAAUAGGGAUGUUCAUCUUGGAUCACGAUGACACAGGGAUUAAACCAAUAAUAAAACACUGACUUGCAUUACCAUGAGCAAGCAAGUCUUAUUAUUGGGUGUAAAUUAAAGAAAGGGCAAAGAGUGAUUGACAAUCAAAUCUGGAGAAAUUUGUAAAAGAUGUUGCCUUCCUUAGUUAUUAAAUAAUCAGUGGUGUUUUAAUAAUUAUAAGAUCUAGUGACAGAAAGGUUAUUUAUUUCUUCUAAGGCAGAUAUGAUGGCUAGGGGAGUGUGAUAAGUUUGGCUGUACCUCAUCCACUCAUUGGUAACUGUUUAAACAUAUUGAUGGGUUGCAAAAAAAAGAACACUUGACCAAGUGAGCAAUGGAUCAGAAAUAAUUUAGAAGCUAUCUUUGAAAGUAUACAAUAAUUGUAACUUUUAUUCCCAGUUUUGUAUCAGAAACUAAAAGUACUUAUAAAUCAGAUCAUGGGUUUGCAUAACUGAUUGGCAAAAACUUACAAAUAAUGAUGAUAUUAAUUUUCAUCGAGACAGUAUGACAGGGAAAAAUUACUGACGGACUGUCCAAAUGACAAAAUAUAUGUAAUGCCUUGAAAUCUUGAAUAUGUUCAUAGUACUGUAUAAGCCAAGUUAUAUGGCAGUUGAGCUUCUGAAACAUUGAUCCUUGGUGGAUGUUUGGAUGAAAGGUACAAAGAAAUUACACUGCAUUUGAACUUUUAAUAUAUUUUUUAUCCACCAUAAUAAAAAUUGUUGUAUGCUUUCUAAUACUUAUCAAAUUCCCAUAUCUUGAAAUCCUUGAAUAGAAGUUUGGCUGCAUCUUUCAGGGAAUAAGAACCCUGUACACUACCAUUCUCUUCCAGAUUUCAGAGUUAUUUAUGUCAAAUUGUGCAUUCUAAACCUUUAAUAAUAAUGAUAAAGUAACUUGUCCUUAAAAUUUACUAUAGGCUUAACUUGCUCUCCAGCACCAACACUUUGUUGUAAGAUAUCAGGUUUAUCCAUAACCUAAUGAAAUGCAUUUAUCUGUGUUAGACAAUGCUAUCUACUGCCAAGCACAUGUUUUCAGUGCCAAAAAAAACUUUAUCUUGUUUCUAUGGAUGUUGUCUUCCUAGUAUUUAUGUACUUAUAUUGGUUCUUGCCACUGUAUUAGUAAUAGGUCCAGAGCUUCUUGACAUACUGAUAGCUUUACCUAGGCUGAGAAAAUUGUAAUCAUGAUUCUGAAGUGUCCUUAGCCAGAACCUCUUUUAAUAAUAACGAUAGUUUUCAUUCUGAGAUCCACCAGCCCGGAUUUCUUUUGGUGCCAAAUGCAGGGCUUGCAAGCCCAGUUGUCUGGUUGUAGUCAUGGGCUGUGAGGAUGCUGCUUUCUGUUAAUUUUCCCAGCCUGGCAUUAUCUUUAAACAUAUGAGGCUUGCUGUUGCCAGUGUAAAUGAGAUAUGACUAUGCCUCUCUCUCUCUCUCUCUCUCUCUCUCUCUCUCUCUCUCUCUCUCUCUCUCUCUCUCUCUCUCUCUCUCUCUCUCUCUCUCUCUCUCUCUCUCUCUCUCAUGGUCACCAACUAUGUACAAGUAUGUAUGUACUAAUUUCAGUUUUAAUAUAUGUAUUCUUUAUCUUGAUUAUAUGUUGGUCCUAAAUACUAAUAGGUUUCUUGCAUUUUUUGGUAUCUGAACAUAAUUUAGUAUUAAACAAAGAAAUUUCAGAUAUUGUACUUUACCACAGUUUAUAAUAUUAAUGUGAAUCAUAAUAUAUUAAAAUACCUUGGAGUUCAGGUACCAAAAACAUGAGGAUUUUGCAAAAACAAUUUCCUUCCUGUAUCCACCAAAAAUGUAUCAUGAAUUACGAAAUGUGGAUUUGAAGGUACAGCUGGAGACAUGUCCCUAGGAGUUGUGCCUGUAGUCCUGCUGUGUUGCUGAAUACUUGGGUGCUAAUCCUGUGCUGAGUAGAUGCUAACCUCACCUUUGAAAGCUUGAGUACUUUUGUCAUGUUUAUUAUUCUUAAGACCACUUAUAUGUUGUCUUUAAGUGCAAAUUUAUAAUUCAAUUUUAUCUAUAUGUUCUCACAAGAUGUCCUUUUGUCUUAAUGUGUAUCUUUUGUGUAGAGAUGUUUGUGAAUGUUGGAAACCUAUUAUGGAGAAACACAGUACAAGGAUUAAUAUGACCUUGCUCUCUGCUCACCUUGCUUUGUGAUCCUUUGGGCCAGUUCCACAGUCACCCUUUUUCAUUUGCUAAUUUGUUAGCUAACCAACAAAACCACUUCAGCCCCAGUCAGGUUCCACUGUCAACUUCAGCCACUGCUUUUAUUUGGGAGCAUAAAAAAAAUAAAAAAAAAUUGAAACUGGUAAGAUAGUAGGGCCAGUUCUGACCAGUGCUCUCCCAUGUUGGUAAGUUCCCAAACAAAUAGGAGGAGCAUAUUUUUUUGGGUAGCUUAGCAAGAGACUGUGCAACUGGUCCUUUGUGUAGCCUUGUAUUCACAGAUCAGUGUCCUCCAUUUGAUAUGAUCACUUCACACAAACUGACAGCUCUCCCUUGAACACUCUCUUGAGCCACAGUCAUUACCUGUGGAUUAAGAUCUUCAUGUUUUCAGUUGUUUAGCAUCAGAUGUUUGGCACCUAUUUCUCUUACAUCACAGUGUAAAGAGCAUUUCAAUUUCUUAUUAGCAUUCCUCCACUAUUAUGACUAAAGAGGGACCUGAUAAAUGUAUGAUCAGGGAUGCACCAGAGGAUCACUUAUUUUUUCUACACUCCAUCAUCUGAGAAAAAGUCUUAUGGAGAGAUAGUAAAGGACUCAGUGGCCCUUGUUAUCACUUGACACAAUUCUGUUUCUAUCACACUAGGCAAUAUCUGUUUGGUUUGUGAUGGAUGCAAGAUGAAACAAGUACAGGAUAUGAUGUCUGUUUAUCUACAUAUGCUUAAUAAUUUUGUUGAUCUCCAGACCUUUUCCUCCAUUAACAUGACUUAGAUUUUGAUUCUGUAGUUGUUUGUUGCAUUUCAAUUUACUUUGUGUUCAGCCUCUUAAUAUAAGAGUGAAAUGAUUUUAAUCUCAUUGCAUUUUGUGCUUGAUGGCUGGAUGCAGGAGUUCAGUCAGAGUUCUGUUGUUUUGUGAUGAAUCAGCAGAUGCAAUAGCUGUAAUUUUAAUUUUCCAUUUUAUUGUUUUGUGUUCAAUUGCCUAAUGUGUGAGUUAGUCAUUUUAAUCUUUCAGCCUUGUAAUCAAACUUUGGUAUAGACAAAGGUAAUCUCACUCUCUUUGGCCCUCCCAUAACAUUUGGAGGGAGACAUUGGGCUCUUUUGAUAUGAUUACUUUGUACUAACCAACAAUCCUCCCUGAGCAUUAUUUUCUCUUUGUCACAAUAUCAUUCCCUGUGCAUUACCAUCCCCCUGUUCUAAUUUCACUGUGUCAUUUGACCUUAGCUGUCUGACACAUCUCUCAUUACUUUAAUGAACUUAAGCUACCUUGAAAUUUGAGUGGAUAUCUCAGUUGUUUUAAUGGAUUACAAGAGGCUGGCAUGUCUUCUAUUUUUGUUCGUAAGUCAGAUUACCACCAAAUACACUAAAAGAUGAAUACUAGGCUAAUGUCUUGUUUUGUGCACCUAACUAUGCUAAUCUAGUCCCAUCCUGAUUAUGUUGUGAAUCACUGUUAAAUAUUUUAAUGUAAAGUAUUAAUUUUUGGUUGCUAGAGGUGUUAUUGCAAUAACUUUUUUUCAUAUUUGUUAGUAAUUUUAUGAAAAAUUUAUUACAUGUAUAUUAUCACCAUCAUUAUUAUUGUUGUUGUUAUUAUUAUUAUUAUUAUUAUUAUUAUUAUUAUUAUUAUUAUUAUAUUAUUAUUAUUAUUAUUAUUAUUAUUAUUAUUAUUAUUAUUAUUAUUAUUAUUAUUUUAAUUUUAAUAAUUAUUUUUUAUUUCAAUUACUUUUAAAGAUGUUUGCAGUGAGGCCAAAUGUUAAGUUUAUUGAGCAUCAGGCUUUUGUCACAUGCUUUUAGAAAUUUAUGGAAUAACAUAAAACAUCAACAGGAAUGCUUGCAAAACUCUCUCUCACAUGAAGAAUGGGUAAAGGGAAAAGUAUAAAAAUUUUGGUGAUGUAUCAUCAUAACUGGAAUUACUUAACUUUUAUACCCAGGAAGUCAGUUUGAGUGUGGCAGUCAUUGUUGAUUGGUGUGUAUUAAUAGUGCCUUAGUGUAAUGCCUUAGUCAUAUCACAUAUGCAUAAAAUGUCACAAAUCAGAUAACUAUAAUAUUUUUUGCAGAUAUCUUAUAAUAAUACUUCUCAUAAUAAUAUGAAUACAUGUUAUUACUGAUAUAUAUUUUCUUUUCAGUGCUUCAUUUAAAAGUAAUGAUAUUUCACUGGCUCUUCAUUAUAAUAAAUAUUACAUAACAA
This is a messenger RNA of Scylla paramamosain (green mud crab), 8010 nucleotides long. RefSeq names its product LIM and senescent cell antigen-like-containing domain protein 1 (gene stck). The transcript has 8 exons. The record is from RefSeq and is a predicted model, not a curated record. Gene Ontology annotation, biological process: positive regulation of integrin-mediated signaling pathway; cell-cell adhesion; cell-cell junction organization. The coding region runs from base 597 to 2453 and encodes 618 amino acids. Lineage: Eukaryota; Metazoa; Arthropoda; Malacostraca; Decapoda; Portunidae. Gene Ontology annotation, cellular component: cytoplasm; cell-cell junction; focal adhesion.